AAAUGGAAAUUACUGAAGAAAGUUGAAAGUUGGAAAAAUUAGUUUUCACGUUUUCAGCGUUCAACUAUUCAACUGUUCGCUAUUCAGUUCAGUGCAGUGCUGUUAAGAUUUAAGCAUGAUGCAUGAUUCAAGAUUGAAUACCCCAUGAUUACCCGUGUUACCCAUGUUUCUAUUUGCUGACUUGUGAAACAUUUUUCUGAAGUUUUUUUGAUAAGAAAUUGAAAUUAGGUGGACAAACUGAAUUUCUCAAGCUCAUUCACUUAGCUUUGUAGGUUUGGCUGGUUUGGCACUUAGGCAGUCUGUUGGAAUAAGGGGGAUCAUCUAGGCGGCGGCAAUUUCAAAAAACUUUCAAUUUCAUCAAGAAAUGUCAAAACGACAGGAGCUGGAUCAGAAGCAAUUAUUUAGUAGUCUAUCGAGAGAUUUCCAUGAUUUAAUCAGCGAUAAACAGCAGUUACGUGCUUCUUUAGAAAAUUUCCUGAAUAAUUUAGUAGAUGAGUUUACCUUGGGAAUCAUUUUCCACUUGCAUCGAAAGUACAAGACCAACGCCUAUGAUUUGGACGUCAGUGAUAGUUGCGAUGAAAAUGAACCUGGAGACAUAGACAUCUUUUCACAGCAUAAUCUGAAAAAAACUCAAGACUGUGUUUGCCCUUAUUGUGAUCGAGCUGUAGCUGCACCUAGAUUUGCUCCUCACUUGGAAACAUGUAUGGGUUUGGGUAGGUUAGGUAGGUCACGUAAUGCUGCUAGAAGAGUUGCUAGCAGCAGUAAAGAUAGUUCAAACUAUGGGGGACCUCCUACUGAUGAUGAAGAUGAUGCUGACUGGAGCACUGGAGAUAGAAGAAAGAAGAAAAAGGACAAGAAUUGUAGCAAGAAAGGUAGAGGAACACCAAAAAAAAAUUAUGAACCAGAACCAGUCGACUCCUUGAAUGUUGAUGUAGAGGGUGAAGAUGAUGAAUUGAGUAAUUUGAGAGACAUUCUUCAUUUGCAAGAUCAUUCUAACAGUACAUCUCCAGCAGACUCAGCCUCUAGUUCUGGAUCGACAAAGAGAAAAGAUAAGUCAAAGAGUAGGAAAAGCAGCAAACGGGAUAGGGGGUCUCCUAGUCCAAACAUAUCGCUGGAGUGAUUUAGCUAAGUAUUAUUUUUUUUAUUGUGAUUAAUUCAAAUCUCUUUAUAUUCUCGUUAAUGUUUAUUGUAUUUAUUAAUUUUUUUCAGCUUUCCCAGCUGUUAUUGUUGUGAAUUGAAAUACAUUUUUAGACCACUAAUUUUUUCCUGGGAAUUAUAGAUAUACUAUUUACUCAAUUUAGUAAUUUUUGUUUGAAUCAUGAAGUUUCAUCUUAGGGUAUUUUAAAACCAUAUUUUUAUACUUUAUUUAUCUAGUAAAAUUUAUACAAUAUUUCAAUAUUAUACACCUACUUAACUGAUUAAUGUAAUUACUGCUGUCCGAAAAAUAAAAUUUAUAUUUAUCGAG
Molecule: messenger RNA, 1465 nt
Organism: Phaedon cochleariae (mustard beetle)
Lineage: Eukaryota; Metazoa; Arthropoda; Insecta; Coleoptera; Chrysomelidae
Source: the annotation of a GenBank genome assembly